AUGCGAAGAAACUACUUUCUCUCAUGUAUACUGUACAAAGCUAUUAAUUUCGAUCAAUGUCAAUUAUUCCGUAAUGAAUUAAUUUUUUUGCAACCGAUGUUGCGCAGAGGAGAUGUACGACAAGAUUAUCUAAGGCUCCCAGCUAGCCAUCUUGCUUUUUAUGAUAAGUCAUUUAUAGUAUCAGCAAUACGCGUUUGGAACACAUUACCACCAAAUCUUACAAACUUUGAUACUUUUAAUGAAUUUCGAAGCGCUGCUUUCAACUAUUUUCGUAGUCUAGAAUCGAUUAUUUAA
Molecule: messenger RNA, 294 nt
Organism: Cotesia congregata
Lineage: Eukaryota; Metazoa; Arthropoda; Insecta; Hymenoptera; Braconidae
Source: the annotation of a GenBank genome assembly